AUGCCGCGACUGUGUGUGUGCGCUGCGCUGUUCUUGGCCCUGGCUCUGGCCUCCUCCGAAGCUUCUUGGAAGCCCCGCUCCCAGCUGCAGGAAGCGCCUGCAGAUCUUGGGGCCAAUAGGAGCCCAGAAGCGCAUUGGCCCAACCAGCUGGGCCCAGCCUCUCACCACCGAAGGCAGCUGGGGCUCCAGGGCCCCCCACACCUGGUGGCAGACCUGUCCAAGAAGCAGGGGCCAUGGCUGGAGGAAGAAGAAGAAGCAUAUGGAUGGAUGGACUUCGGCCGCCGCAGUGCUGAGGAGGAGGACCAACGCCCCUAGAACUGCGCUUCAGAGCCCAGCUGUCCCCGAUCCAGUCCAGCCCUACCCCAUGAAAAACCAAUCAAAAUAAACUAGCUUCCAAUGGUUCACAUUGUGUCAAGUGUGGGGCAGGAGAAGGGAGUUGGUGGGGGCAGGGUUGAGAGUUGAGCACCCCCGUAGGGGCAGGGACCAUGAGUAGUUCUUCUCGGUGUUCCCAGCGCCAAACACUAAACAAUCUCCAUGUGUGGG
This is a messenger RNA of Manis pentadactyla (Chinese pangolin), 543 nucleotides long. It is a transcript of the gene GAST, whose product is annotated as gastrin. The record is from RefSeq and is a predicted model, not a curated record. The coding region runs from base 1 to 315 and encodes 104 amino acids. Gene Ontology annotation, molecular function: hormone activity. NCBI's taxonomy places the organism in Eukaryota, Metazoa, Chordata, Mammalia, Pholidota, Manidae. Gene Ontology annotation, cellular component: extracellular region. The transcript has 2 exons.